AUGGCUUCCACCACUUCCUCUCCUCCGCCGGAGACGGCGUCAUCACAGAAUAAGCGAAAGGCUUCCGCUGCCGGUCUUUCGGCAGGAAAUCGACCGAUCAAGAGAAGAGCCUCUCGUGCUUGCUGUUGCUGCCGCGCACGCAAAGUCCGUUGCGACGUUGUGGAAAAUGGCUCACCUUGUACCAACUGUCGUCUCGACCAGGUAGAAUGCGUUGUGACUGAAAGUCGACGAAGAAAGAAAUUCCGUGUUGAGACUGAGGCUGUCAAGACCACCCCAGACUCGUCCACCGAGUUGUCUGAAGAUGCGGCGAAACGCCGCACUUCCAGCCAUGGCCUGGAUGGACUCGAUCAAUCAGGUCUCGAUGGUCUCACAAAGGACGAUCCCUUGUCGCCAUUCCAAGAAUCCAUUGAUUUGGAUCAAGGACAGCACGUGCCACAUUUUAUCUAUCAAUCACGUGGCUCGCACAUUGAUAAUGAAAAUUUGCCAGAACGGCGCUCAAAUUACUCCCAGUCACUGUCAAUUGCAGCUAAUAUAGGGCCAAGCUUUGCUGACGCCAUACAUCAAUUACUUACCCCGCCGAGUCAAUCCAACCAGCUGCCGGACUACAUCAGGCGUCUGCCACAGCGUUUACAGACCGAGGACCUUAACUACUUACAAGCAAAAGGUGCCUUGACUAUUCCGGAUAGAGCCUUGCGAGAUGCAUUGCUCAAAGCAUAUAUCCACUACGUGCAUCCAUACAUGCCUCUACUCGACUUGGAAGAAUUCCUUCAAAUUCUUGCCCGCAACGAUGGAACUCAUCACGUCAGCUUGCUUUUGUUUCAAGCUGUCAUGUUUGCUGGAACUGCUUUCGUAGAAAUGGAAGCGUUACGUAAUGCGGGAUAUAAUAGUCGAAAGACUGCCCGCAAAGUAUUCUUCCAAAGAGCAAGACUGUUGUAUGAUUUUGACUACGAAGUGGAUCGCAUCUCACUAGUCCAGUCGCUCCUGCUUAUGACCUAUUGGUAUGAAACACCAGACGACCAAAAGGACACCUGGCAUUGGAUGGGCGUGAGCUUGUCUCUGGCCCAUACCAUCGGCCUUCACCGUGACCCCAGCAACUCGGGCAUGGGACCACGACGAAAACAGCUAUGGAAACGGAUCUGGUGGAGUACAUACACACGAGACCGAUUGAUUGCCUUGGGCAUGCGCCGACCGAUGAGAGUAAAAGACGAUGACUGUGAUGUGCCAAUGUUGACUCUCGACGACUUUGAGUUCAAAAGAUUCCCCCCUGAGGUGUUGAACAUGCUGGGUGACUGCGAACUCCUACAAAAUACCGAGCACCAACGACAUUUGGCCAUGAUGUUCAUUGAAAAGGCUAAGCUUUGUCUUUGCGUGAGCCACGUUUUGUCAGCUCAGUACUCUGUUCUCAGCCAUCGAUUUGGAGGUACGACCGAGACUACCAUGAUGCUUGUACCAAAGAAAUCGGAGGCUGGAACGAUACAAGUUCAAAAGUGCGAUGAGGAGUUGGAAAAAUGGCAAGCGAAUCUGCCUUCUGAGAUUCGGUACACAUCUCUUGAGGGCGUUGACUCUCUUUCGCCAGCCGAAUCUUCAUUACAAGUGCAUCGCGCUUUACUUCGAAUGAUUUAUCUUACUACUUCCAGUGCUCUCCACCGGCCACAAGUGCUUCCAGCGAUGCCUUUCCCAGCUGUCGAGGCUGCAUUGCAAGAAAUCUCGCGCAAUAAAGUCCGUUACGCGGCGAUUGAGAUUACCAACACUGCACAACGCCUGCAUCAACUCAAUCUUACUCGGUUUCUGCCAACUGCUGGAGUCACUGUUCUCUUGCCCGCUGUUAUCAUACAUUUGCUUGAUGUCAAGUCCAACGACGCCAACGUGCGCAUGGUUAGUUUGCAGCGAUUUUACCAAUGUAUGCGAAUUUUACAGCGUCUUCGUGAGAUCUACGCAUCUGCCGACUUUGCCACUUCAUUCUUAGAAGCUGCUAUUCGAAAAGCCGGUAUUUCACUUAAUCUUUCCGAUCUGGACGAACACGAGCCAGUCCAUCCUCCUCCUCCUGCCCAGACUGUCCGUCCCGCAGCCUUGACACCGCCUCCAGAGUCAUCGGCACAGAAGCUGCCAGAUCUUACUUAUCCUUCAACAUUCGACACACCAUCUGCCGGCUUCACUAUCCCAGCCGAACCAAGCCACAACACUACAAUAAACCCAUUCGAUGUUGCAACACCACCACACUCCAACAGCAGCGAAAACGGCAGUACACAAAACCUCAACCCGAAUCUCUUCAAACAACAGCCUGACAUGAGCCUCAAUGAUUUCAUCGACUUGGCCAACGACGCCGAAGUAACUCAGAAUGAUUUUGAUGCUCUUCUCAAUUUCGACGAUGGUGGUCCCGAAUUAUUCGGCGCCGAAGAUGGGAUCAUGGCUUUUACGUUCAAUAGUAACCACAACAGCAACAAUCACCAGCACGACGGCCAUCAAAGUCAGAGACAGCCUCAGACACAGGGAAAGUCUGGCUUUGAUUAUAUUCCUGAUUUCGCCAACGACAGCAACGUGAAUACGUUGUUUAGUUAUGAUUAUUCUAAACGAAACGAUGGGUUUUCUGGUGAUGUCGACCCUGACAUGGGUUUGACUUUGAAGUUAUGAGAUGGUUUAUAUGACUUGCAUAGGCGGUUUCUUUUUUGUGGUAUGAGUUAUGAUAAUUUUACACAGGGUUUUGUGAAUAUGAUUUUAUUCGAGAAUGUAUUACAACCGACAUUCGGUUUGUCAUUGGCAUGGGACUGGCAUAUACAAAAGUCUGGACGGGUUUAGCGCAAGGUGUACUUUCUUUUCAUAUUGUACAUAAUUCAUUUGAUGGCAAUCUAUUCAUCCAUCAACAAUCUAACUUAUUUGUUAUUCU
This is a messenger RNA of Talaromyces stipitatus ATCC 10500, 2884 nucleotides long. Its product is annotated as C6 transcription factor (Ctf1B), putative. Gene Ontology annotation, molecular function: DNA binding; DNA-binding transcription factor activity, RNA polymerase II-specific; zinc ion binding. NCBI's taxonomy places the organism in Eukaryota, Fungi, Ascomycota, Eurotiomycetes, Eurotiales, Trichocomaceae. The transcript is spliced from 4 exons. Gene Ontology annotation, biological process: DNA-templated transcription; regulation of DNA-templated transcription. The coding region runs from base 1 to 2631 and encodes 876 amino acids. The record is from RefSeq and is a predicted model, not a curated record.